CGCGCCGCGCCACGCCGCAUACCAAAACCAACGUUGACGACGAAAGUUAUCCGUUGCCGUGAAUGUGUUUUCUUCAAACUUGAGCUACUCGUUUGCGCGAGUUCCAGCGUGUCGAGUGCUCCGUAGGUCCGUACUUGCGAUACGCGAUCAAUGAUCCACGAUCGAUGAUUGGUGAUCAAUAAUCUACGAUAAACAGUGUUCGUCUUUCUCUUUCUUGUGUUCGUCGUUCAGUUUUGGUUUUUUCACGUGUGACAUGACACUCCGAAUCGAAUUCGAAUCCGUAAUGUGACGAGUUGACCAUACCGUUAUUAGCUAUUUUAUUACGAACUAUGUACUCGGGGAGCUUUACUCGACGCCUACACUGAAAUUGGCACCAUAAAAUUGUACGAAUUCACGACCAUCGCCAUGAAUUACGAAUACUUCAUUUCAUACGCUAGUCACAGAUUGCUCGGAUACACCAUCAGUCUAGCAUUCCUAUCGAUAUUAUGGAUAUCGUAUACUUCUGCCAAAGUAGUCAAUCACCCGUGCAACUCGAAUCAAAAUCAAAGUACGCGCUGCGUAAACGUACACAAUCCGGAGGCCACCGAUCAGCCAUAUCUCAGAUUUUCGCUACCAGCUGCAGCCAAUAAGGAUGAUCUCAACAGUAGUACUGACAGCAGCGACGACGGCAGCAACAAAAAUAAUCAAAAGUUACCAUUACCACCCGUUGAUAGAAUUAUUCGUGGCGUUUUACCAGCUCUAAUACGAAUACGCGAGAAUGCUUCAAAUUCCUCAACCUCGCCGAGUGUUUUAUUUCACGUAUGGAGCGAAUUAUUAAGACUGGACUUGAGUUUACCUAUCGAAAUUGGCGACGGCGACGGCGAUGGCGAGUUACGCAACAAGGCCAGCGUUUUCCUGGACGCGUCUUUUUUAUACGAUAACGAUGCGAUUGCAAUGCGAAAUGGUUUUCUCGUUUACUCAUCGUGCAAACAAUGCAACCACACAAAGCAGCAGCAGCAUCAACAGCAACAAAAUCAAAGCCUCUAUCACAUCCAGCGAUUAUUGUUGCGACUAUUCGUCAACGAACACAACCGAGUUGCCGGAAUAUUGCAACAAAAAUACGACGUUCGAGACGCGGGUGCUUUAUUCGAAAGUGCCAGAAAAAUAGUUGUCGCUCAAGUUCAACGAAUAACGUACGCUGAAUAUUUGCCGGCGCUUCUCGGACAAACGUUAGCUCAGACUAUGGAAACCACUUACGACCCCAACGUGGAAAAUGGAAUUUACCUGAGUGUAAAUGAAAUUUUUUUCAACGCCAUUAAAUACAGCGUAUCGCAUCUAAAUGUCAUCGCGCCCGAUGAAGAUACGAAGCAAUCCGAGCAGCUUUCGAUUCAAAAUACCAAUAAUGGGAAUUUAUUCAAUUUGGACCAAGAACAAACAGAAAAUGUAUUGAAAUCAAACAGAGCCCAUGGGUUACCGACUUAUGGCACAUGGAGAGAAUUCUGCGCUCAAAAAUUCAGCCAGUCUCGCGUAAAUAUUUCUAGUCAUUUAGAUGAUAAUCAAAUCGCAGCCAUCGAAUCGAUUUACAGUCGAUGGAGUGAUGCUGACUUGUUGAUCGGUGCACUGGCGGAGAAACCAGUGCCCGAAGGCUAUUUAGGUGCCACUUUGGCUUGUAUCCUUCAAAUGCAGUUUCAAAAUAUCAUCCAAGGUGAUAAAUAUUGGUACUCGCGCAGAAAUACCGAGCAGUCAUUUACCGCAGCUCAGCUCGAUGAAAUUGAAAAAAUCACGCUCAACAGUUUCUUGUGUUCAAACGCGGACGAUCUCAAAAACGUAGUAAAAAACGCAUUCGGCAUUUACAAUCCGGAAACAAAUCCGUCAAUCGAUUGCACUUUGCUACCAUCGUUUCAAUUGUCUGCUUGGAAGAAAAAUACUCGUAACUACGAGUACCAACGAAAGGAUUCCAAUUCGAAUACCAGCGGCAGUAAAAUUCGAGAGUACUUGAUAAAAAAAGCUAUACGUAAAGCCGAAGAUGAUCUCAACCGUAGAAAACAAACCGAAUUCCUGUUGUGGUCUCACCAUGGCGGAGUAGAUCCAAAAUCGCCGAUUGGAAUCGCAGCAGCGUUCAGUAAACCCAACAGAAACGCCCUUCUGUUGGCUAAUAAUUCUAUAUUAUUAGAAUACGCUUCCAACGAGUUGCUGAAUUUGUUGCAAAAAAAGGAUUCGAUACGCAGACGAAAAAGACAGCUUUUCGACGGCGACGAUAGCAUACUCGGUAUUUCGGACGAUUUAAACGGCGAUUUUCUACAAGAUCUGGAUAUAAGCGGCCUUUUACCGCCGGACACCGCUUUCAAGAAUCUCGAAAAUGGUUGUCCCACCGAAAUCGGACCUUGCGAUCCUAACUACCCGUACAGGUCUUACACCGGUUACUGCAACAAUUUACGAAAACCGAAUUACGGAAAAAGUUUGACAACUUUUACGCGACUUUUACCGGCAGCUUAUGAAAAUGGUGUCUCGAAACCGAGAACGCGUUCGGUGAUGGGCAUCGCAUUGCCAUCAGCCAGAUUGGUCAGUUCGUUGAUGCAUUUAGACAUCAGUCAUCUACACAGCAAAUACAGCCUUAUGCUGAUGCAGUUCGCUCAAUUCGUCGAUCACGAUAUAACAUUUACGCCCGUUCACAGGGGAUUUUUUGCCUCGAUACCAGACUGCCGACCGUGCGACAGUCCGCUAACAGUGCAUCCGGAAUGUAUGCCUAUAGAAAUACCGGCCGGAGAUCCCUAUUAUCCGCAAGUAAAUUUCACCUCGGGCCAAAGAUUUUGUUUACCAUUUAUGAGAUCGCUUCCUGGUCAACAGACAUUGGGAUCGAGAGAACAAAUCAAUCAGAAUUCGGCUUUCUUGGACGCGUCGCAAGUGUACGGCGAGCACGCGUGUCAAGCUCGUCAGCUGAGAUCCUUCCAAGGUCGCCUCAACACCACCGUUUCAUUGUUCGGCGAUAAAGAACUAUUGCCGCAAUCUCCUUCGCAUCCCGAAUGCAAAGCACCGUCUGGAUAUUGCUUCAUAGCGGGCGACGGACGUGCCAGCGAGCAACCCGGUUUGACCGCAAUUCAUACGAUAUUCAUGCGAGAACAUAACCGUCUGGCCGACGGAUUACGAUUUGUAAAUCCGCACUGGGACAACGAACGAUUAUAUCAGCAAGCUAGACGAAUUGUCAUCGCCGAGUACCAACACGUAGUCUAUAACGAAUUUCUGCCCAGAUUACUGGGUCACAACGCCAUGCAUUUGUACGGCCUCAGUCUGGAACCUCAUCCGCAAUAUUUCAAAGGAUACUCGGACGAAUGCAAUCCCAGCGCCUUGUCAGAAUUCGUAUCCGCCGCAUUUAGAAUAGGUCACAGUUUACUCAGGCCGCAUAUUCCUCGAAUGUCGUCGCUGUAUCAACCCGUCGAACCGUCCAUUCUACUCAGAGACACUUUUUUCAAUCCGGACGUUAUUUAUCAGCGACAAAUCGUCGAUGAAAUUGUUCGGGGGUUGAUUUCAACUCCAGUUGAAACGUUAGAUCAAUUCAUAACGAAAGAGAUUACUAAUCAUUUAUUUGAAGAUAAAAAAAUUCCUCAUUCAGGAAUGGACUUACCAGCAUUAAACGUUCAAAGAGCUAGAGAUCACGGAGUGCCAUCUUAUAACGAAUACAGAGCCAUGUGUAAUUUGAAACGGGCAACAACGUGGGAAGAUUUUUCCAAAGAGUUGCCAUCAGACGUGAUAACUCGUUUAAAACGCAUUUAUCCAACCGUCGACGAUGUCGAUUUGUUUCCGGCCGGAAUUAGCGAGCGUCCUCAACCUGGAGGACUCGUUGGACCAACGUUCGGUUGCAUUAUAGGAAUACAAUUUAGACAAUUACGCAACUGCGAUAGAUUUUGGUACGAGACGCCCAACCCAAUAUUGAGAUUCACGCAAGAGCAAAUAGGCGAAAUUCGCAAAGCCUCGUUAUCGAAAAUUUUAUGCGAGAAUUUGGAUAUUCAAUCUCCGGUGCAAAGAUUAUCGUUGGAUCUUCCAAGCGAAGAAAAUCCCAGAUUUCCAUGCCAUACUCUACCAUCUAUAAACCUCAAAGCGUGGAAAGACACUGGACAAAGUUGCCAGUUUGGUAAUCGAGUUCUCACGAUCGGAGAAUCGUAUUUACCGACGCCUUGCACCAGUUGCAUUUGUACCCCUCAAGGAGCAAAAUGUGCCACAAUUCGCGUGACCGACUGCAGUAAAUUGAUUCAAGAAGUCGGCCAAGACGCAGUUUUAAAGGACGAUAUAUGUUCCGCGCAAUGCAGUUCUUUUCUUACCUUGAAAGACGGCGAUGCUGGUAACGUUGCGAAUAAAUUGCCUCCUCAGGGUAGAGCUGUAAAUUUCUAUCACGCUGCCGGGCUGAGGCCGCCAUCUCCGUCGACUGUACCGAGAUCUAGAAACCCAUCCAUCAGAAGUUUCAAAUUAAGAGAUUUCGCCGUUGUUGUAGGCUAAGCAUUUUCUCCCCAAAUAGUCACUCGUGUUAUUUAUUUUCUAAUUUAAAAAUGUAAAUAUUUUGUUCGAUAUUUUUCCUAAGGUUUACCUACCUACCUACCUACUUUAUUAUCGCUAGAUAUAAAAAAUCAAUCGUGUGCCAAAUAAAUUUUAUACGUACUUGA
Planococcus citri (citrus mealybug) is the source of this 4634-nucleotide messenger RNA. RefSeq lists its product as uncharacterized. Gene Ontology annotation, biological process: response to oxidative stress. Bases 406 to 4470 code for a protein of 1354 amino acids. NCBI's taxonomy places the organism in Eukaryota, Metazoa, Arthropoda, Insecta, Hemiptera, Pseudococcidae. The record is from RefSeq and is a predicted model, not a curated record. Gene Ontology annotation, molecular function: peroxidase activity; heme binding. The transcript has 23 exons.